Coffea eugenioides is the source of this 951-nucleotide messenger RNA. RefSeq names its product protein ALP1-like. The record is from RefSeq and is a predicted model, not a curated record. The transcript has 3 exons. The coding region runs from base 1 to 951 and encodes 316 amino acids. NCBI's taxonomy places the organism in Eukaryota, Viridiplantae, Streptophyta, Magnoliopsida, Gentianales, Rubiaceae.
AUGGUUAGAGAUUUUGGGGGUUUGAGACCCACAAGAAACAUGAGUUUAGAAGAAAUUGUUGCCAUGUUUGUGUACACUUUGGCUCACCAUGAAAAAAAUAGAACGAUUGGCCUUACAUUUUUCCGAAGUGGAGAAACAGUGAGUCGCCAAUUUAAUCUUUGUCUUCUAGCAGUAUUAAAAUUACAUGACUUGCUACUCGAGAAUCCUGAGCCUAUUACUGAUGAGUGCACAGACGACAGAUGGAAAUAUUUUAAGAACUGUCUUGGAGCUUUAGAUGGGACUUUAAUUAAAGUGACACCACCUAGUGAUCAGAAGCCAAGAUAUCGAACAAGAAAAGCAAGUAUUGCAACAAAUGUAUUAGGAGUUUGUUCCCCAAACAUGAGAUUUAUAUAUGUUUUGCCUGGUUGGGAAGGUUCUGCACAUGAUGGUCGUGUGCUUCGAAAUGCUAUCUCUAGACCUAAUGGUCUUAGAGUACCACAAGGUUGUUAUUACUUGGUGGAUGCUGGAUAUUGCAAUGCAAAGGGAUUUCUUGCCCCAUUUCGAGGGCAAAGAUAUCACCUUAAUGAAUUUCAUGGUCGUCGACCAGAGACACCUGAAGAAUUUUAUAAUAUGAAGCAUUCCAAAGCGAGAAAUGUGAUAGAGAGAUGUUUUGGACUACUAAAAGGAAGAUGGAAAAUUCUAGCAUCACCUUCAUUUUUUACAAUUCGAACACAAGUACGAAUUAUAAUGGCUUGUUGUUUAUUGCAUAACUUGAUUCGAAAGUUCAUGUCCUAUGAUCCACAAGAACAAAUGCCAUGUGAAGUGUCAGACAGUGAAGAGGAUGAAAGUGAUGUCGACGAUGGAGAAAUGGAGUAUAUAACAACUAUUACACCAAGUGAUGACUGGACCAAUUUUAGAAACAAUUUAGCUGAAGAAAUGUUCACCACCUGGCGAGCUACAUUUGAUGGUUGA